GUAACUUUCGUGAUAUUCAUGUUCACAAAAAAAUACUCGUGCAAUACAUUUUAGAAAAACUAACAACGCCGAUGAGCAUGGGCAGAAGUUUGAUGUAUGUAUGCAUAUGUCGAAUAAUAAUCAGCUGAUGAUUAACCUCAUAAGUUUGUCUAUAGAAUAAAAGUUCAAAUUAUAUAUACAUGAUAUUGUAUGUGUAAUUUAUGAUAUUAAUUACAAGUAACAGUUAUUGUAAACUUUAAAAACAAAGAGGUUAUUGACUUUUAUAUUUUAUUUAAUGUAAAAUAUUGAAAAACAUACGAGAAACAUAGAUAUACGAAAUUUGAAUCUUUAAUUUUUGCAAACAAAUGCAGAUUAUUUUGUUAAAAUGGCAGCUUUAAUGAAGAAAAGAGUAUUAGCAGAGUUUAACCAGAGUCAGGUUGUGAAUGAUCCACCGUUAAAGAGAUUAAGAACAUUACGUCUUAUAUCUAAUUCGGGCAGUAAAAAUGGAAUAGAAGGAAGUUCAGCAUUAGCUUAUAUUGAGUGCCUUGAGAAAUGUAAAUGUGGCAAUGAUGCAUUACAGCUUCUUGUUCGUAUAUCUGACACAAUUGCAUACAUUUCUCCAGAGGAUGUUCCUUCUGUUGUAAAAAAAUUAUCAGAGAGAUUUACCAUAGAAACAGAAGCGGCGGUUCGUGCCAAAAUACUUUGGAUAUUUGCUGAAUUAGGGGAAGUAACAAAUGAUUCGAUAGAAAAGACAAAAAUUGUUAACGAAACAGCUGAACUUUUGAAAAACGAAGAAUCACACAGGGUAAAAAGCCAAGGGCUAGCAACACUGUUAAAAUUAGGAGAUUAUCAUAGGACUCUUGUAUUAAAAAUUGCUCGUGAACAUUUACCUGAUACUUGGCAUGGUGUACAAACACGCUGCCUUUCUAUUAUUGGUAGAUACUUAACUGCAAACAUUACGGAUGAUACUUUGCCACUCGUUAGUAAUUAUGCAUAUUCUCAAGAUCCAAGGGUACGUGCGCAAGCAUUUGAAACAAUGGCUGAACUUCACUCUUAUAGAGGCUGUAGAUUACCUGCAAGCUUUUUUGGAGAAGCUUGUACUGCUCUCAGAGAUGAUUAUGAAAUAGUUCGUAGAACUGUCCUCAAAUUAAUAUGGCUUUUAGGCAGAGAAUAUCCUGAAAAUAUCAUUGUGGGGACAGAUGGAGAAGACAUACGUAUGGUGGAUUGUGCAUUUUCUCAAAUUUGUAGCCUUAUGGGCGACUUAUCUCCAAGAGUUAGAGCUUUAGCAAUGUCUCUUCUAGGAACAAUGAAAUGUGUAUCACAAAGGUACAUAGAACAAGCAUUGGAUAAAAAGCAAAAAGUUGUAGAAGCAGAUAGACCAGAAGUAGAAGAGAAAAGCGGAUCAUGCGGUGCGUUUAUUCACGGUUUAGAAGAUGAAUUUCUGGAGGUAAGAACAGCAGCAGUUGAAGCCCUUUGUACCUUAUCCUUGGAACAACCAAACAUAGCUAGAAUUUCAUUAGACUUUAUGGUUGAUAUGUUUAAUGAUGAAAUUCAAGAUGUUCGAUUAAGAGCUAUUGAAUCAUUAAGGAAAAUGUCUGCGAGUGUAACGCUUCGUGAAGAUCAAUUAGAAACAAUUUUAGGGGCACUGGAAGACUUUUCAGGUGAAGUACGAGAAGGUCUACAUGCUACAUUGGCAGCUAGUCAACUUGCUACAAGAAAUUGCCUUCAUAUGUGUGUAAAUCGUUUGCUCGAUAAUUUAAGUCGUUAUCCGCAAGAUAAGGAAAGUAUUAGAAAUUGUUUAGCAGCAUUAGGGGCCUCGCAUCCAUAUUUGACAUUACCUUUAGUGCCACAACUUCUUGGACGGCAUCCGUUUUUUGAUACACCAGAACCGGAUGUUGAUGAACCUUCUUAUGCAAGUGUGCUGGUUUUAGUAUUCAAUGCUGCACUGCAUUGCCCAAGCAUGCAUGCUCUUUUUACAGAGCAUGCAUCUAAACAUUAUCAUUAUUUACGCGAUACGAUGCCACAUUUAGUUCCUCGAUUACGACCAACCGUAACAAGUGGAUCAGAUUUUGGGAAAGAAGAUAAAAUUGACGAGGAAGCUGAACGUGGAAAAGAAUUUUUGGAAAAAGUAGUUACCGGUGUAGAAAAUGCAAGACCAGGUGGUAGAGUUCACACACAACUUUUAGAAGCUGCAGCUAUCGAUCUCGAUCGUUUAGCGGAGAUGGAUCAUCGUAUGGAAGGAGCUGCACGUUUCACUGCUCUAUAUAUAAGAUGUUUACUACUUUUAAAAUCUAUAUUAAAAGAAUUUUCAAUAUUGUCAACAAAUUCAGUAUCUACAAGUCCAUUGCCGAACACAACUACUAAUGUUUCAGUUCUUCUUCAAAAUACUCAAAAAUUGCAAAGAUUAUUUAGUGGAUUAAAUGAAAACGAAAUCAUACUAGCCAAUGAUGUGUGGUUGAAAGCAUUGGCAGUAGAACUAAUUCGAGUAACAAGAAGCGUGACAGGAAGAAGUGCUCUUCCGCUCGCACGCCACUUUUUGUCUGAAGCUGAUAUUCUACCUCAAGAUACGACAAAAUUACCAUCUUUUUCCAGAGCUCUUGUACUUCAAAUCCCAACUUUAGCUGAUGUAAAGCCAGGGUCUUUAACACGAAUGCUUUUACCAUUAUUAUUAACACCAGCAUCGCAAGGGGAAGAGCGUCUCCCAAGACCAUCAGUAUCUACUCGAUUCUGUAGAGCAAUUAUCGAAGAACCCAGAGGUGAUGCAGAUGCGGCAUUGAAAUUUACAGGAGGACUUCUAUUAGGAAUUCCAUUGACAGCAAAAAUACUGAAUUUACGAGAUCCUAGUAUUUUACGCAUUAAAUUGAGGCAUCCUGAUCAACAAGUACAACUAUUGUUACCACGUCAGUCGGAUUUACGAUUGCAGAACACAGAACAAAAUGACUACAGAUUGAGAACUAUAGUUUUACUAUCACAUCAAGUUUGGAUGGAAGCCUGCAACGUAGAAAUAUCUCUUGCACUUCUUGUACCAUCUUCAGCUGUAUGUACGCAUUCCCCUCUUGACGAUCCAUGUGUAAUAGAUCUUUGCAAACCGACUAAAGUAUCAAUUGCCCCAAAACCUAUAAAACGAGGUAUCUAAAUAUAUUUUUAUACAGCA
Molecule: messenger RNA, 3133 nt
Organism: Frieseomelitta varia
Lineage: Eukaryota; Metazoa; Arthropoda; Insecta; Hymenoptera; Apidae
Gene: IntS4
Product: integrator complex subunit 4
Exons: 8
Coding region: 365-3115 (916 amino acids)
Biological process (GO): snRNA processing
Cellular component (GO): integrator complex
Source: RefSeq, a predicted model, not a curated record